AUGAAAUUAAAUAGCUUAGUGUUCCCGGCUCCAAAAUCCACAUAUGAUAUUUCGACUUUUAAAGGCGAACUUGUUUGAAUUCCUCAAUUGAAAUCCAAAGCCUUGUCUCCAAUCCCUUGUUUAUACUGCCAACCGCCUUCAAGCAGCUCACAAAUUCUGAUUUAUUUUCAUGGCAAUUUAGAAGAUCUAGGAGCUUGCUACUUAUUAGCAGAUUUUAUUAGUAAAAAGCUAAAAAUCAACGUAUUAGCUGUUGAAUACCCAGGAUACGGUAUUUAUCCUGGAAAAAGCAGUUCAAAAAGAAUCAAAAAUGAUGCAAAAAAUAUCUAUGAGUACUUACAAGAAAAUAUAUCACCAUUUAUAACGAAUUUAAACUUCUUGAAUAGACUUUCUAUGCUAUUUUCUUAUAAGAAAAAUAGAGCUUUUAAUUAGUAUUAAAAAGAAUAAAAAUAAAAGAGUCUGAUAUAAUAAUUCUAGGAAGGUCUAUUGGCUCAGGCCCAGCUACUUUUAUAGCCGCAAAAAAAAAUCCAGGCGCCUUAGUUUUAAUGUCAGCUUACACGUCAAUUAAAGAUGUAGCUAAAAAAAUCACUUGCUGCGCCGCAUUUCUUAAAAACAGAUUUAAAAACACCCACGUGAUGAACAAGGUAGUAUGCCCAACACUUUUGAUUCAUGGGAAAAAAGAUACACUAAUCCCAUGAAAAUUCUCUGAAAAACUAAGAAAAUUGUGUGGAGGACCUGCCACGCUUGCUUUAAGCCCUGCUAUGACUCACAAUGAUUUUAAUUUCACAGAAAUCAUCACUCUUUUAUAUGAUUUUUUAAUGCACUAUCAAGUUAUCAAUAUUUCAGAUAUGCCAGGGAUAAAUCUAUCUGAAAUUAUCAUUCACGACACACAUGAAGACAGUCAAGAAAAAUCUUCCUAA
This is a messenger RNA of Blepharisma stoltei, 917 nucleotides long. The record is from the annotation of a GenBank genome assembly. Lineage: Eukaryota; Ciliophora; Heterotrichea; Heterotrichida; Blepharismidae.